Molecule: messenger RNA, 2003 nt
Organism: Ostrinia furnacalis (Asian corn borer)
Lineage: Eukaryota; Metazoa; Arthropoda; Insecta; Lepidoptera; Crambidae
Product: phospholipid phosphatase 2
Exons: 7
Coding region: 197-1237 (346 amino acids)
Biological process (GO): phospholipid metabolic process; signal transduction; phospholipid dephosphorylation
Cellular component (GO): plasma membrane
Molecular function (GO): phosphatidate phosphatase activity
Source: RefSeq, a predicted model, not a curated record
UGACCUAAACCUGUCAUUCGCCAGCGCUCAAGUUGCCCAGGCGCACGCCGCCUCGCGCCGCGAAACAAAACACUGUCGCCGUUCCAUUUUUGAAUGAAAAAGUGUCGUGGCAUUUGUUUUUUGAAUCAAAAUCGUGUUGUCAUUUGUUUGUUUAGUGAUCUUGUGAAGUUUUACAGUGAAGUGAUAGCCAGUGAUAAUGGUACGCACUUACAAAGUCGUCAGUUGUUUCAAGAUGCCGAAACGUGGUACCAAGGUGGUACCCUCGCCUAGUGGUGCUGGGGUAUUUACUAUAGACAUGUCUUCCACUUCUACCCUGGACAUAGCUGCAGUGCCAGAGCAGAGAGCGCCCGCCGCGCCUCCUGAGAUGCAGGCGCGACACAGCUUCUGGUGGCAUCUGUUUAUCGACCUGCCCAUAUUGAUACUCGUGGCAGCAGUAUGCAUCCUGCUAGAAGUCGGGGCGUUGCCGAGUCGCCGGAGUGGGUACACAUGCAACGAUCCUGCCCUCUCUUUCAAACACACGGGGGAUACUUUCUCCAUCUCGCUCGUGGCUGCCAUCACAGUGAUCGUACCGUUUUUGAUUAUGUGGGCCGUAGAAACAAUACACCACCGCGAAGAAGAAUACAGCAUGAAGCAGAACAAGCUGUUGACCACGGCCAAGACAGCCGGCUUCAUAUACCGCGACUACAUCUACGGGGCCGUGGUCAACCUGACUGUUCUGGAGGUGGUCAAGUGCGUCAUCGGGUCCCCGAGGCCGACCUUCUUUGAUCUGUGCGAGCCUGAUACUCCUUGCAAUGGGUCUGAAUACGUGAGCAGCUACACCUGCACCUCUACCAAGUACUCCCGGUACCUGGUCAUCGACUCCACUAGGAGCUUUCCGUCUGCGCACUCCUCGCUGGCCGUCUACUGCGGCCUGUUCUUAGCUUGGUAUCUCCAAAGAAGAGCGUUCAGCUGGCACAACCGCUCUGUCCUGGUGGUGCCACUCCUCCAAAUCGCCUGUCUGGUGUACGCAGCCGUCUGCUCUCUCAGCAGGCUCACCGACCACCGGCACCAUUGGUGGGACGUCCUGGUUGGAGGCUCAAUGGGGAUGCUCACUGUUCUGUAUACGGUGCUAGUCCUCUGCAAGAACUUCUCCCAGCCAGCCGUAGUCAGCACCAGCGAUAUAUCCAGCAGCGACGGCAACAACCACCACUCAGUCCGACGGCUGCUGUCCAGCGAACCACACGUGGUCGUGCCCUAGCCCCAAGCCGUGUAAGCUGAUGCUUACAAAAUACCGACCGAAUUGAGAGCCUCCUUUUGUGAAAAGUUAAAGAUGCUGCCACCGGCAAUUGUGACUUCUGUGUGUGAUUUAGACUGUAUGCUAUGUCUUGGCAAUUCGGCUUGGAGACUUUUUGGAGGCGUACUCGUGCAGUUGCGCAUGUUAUAGUCUGUGCCAAUAGACUGACAGUUUUUUUUUAUUACAUAAAAUUGGCUGAAACGGAGGCUGUUAUGAGUAAAAGCACUUCUAAAAAUCCUAGUUGCAAAAACUAAAUUACUUUAAAGACCUUUUAUUUAUCAAUAUCUUCAAUAGUACCUACUUUAAUUUACAAGAAGAGAUUUCCUUAAUCACCAGACAGUAAUCGGUGUUCCCCAUAAGUUGUCCUAAACGGGUGGUAGGGCAAGCUAUAUUUGGGACUUGUUUAAGCAUCCUAAAAAGGACCUAAGUACUGAAUAAACUAUUUGAAUUUGUCAUUUGACAAAUCAUUUUACUGCUGUAACAUUAUCAGUUAUAUUGGCACAGACUAUAGAUCUCUUUUAUUGAAAAAAAAUGAUGCUACUUUAGAAAUUGGACUUUUUAAAAUUAACUUAGGUAUGUUUUGCCAUAGUAAGAAAAUAGUGCAAGUUGUGUGUUUACUUUAAUUAGUAAUUAGACUAUUUGCAUUUAAAUUCUCAGUAAAAUACUAGCUAGUGCUCUAUUUCUCUACGUCUGACAAAAUACUGUAGUAUUUGAUCUAUUGCAAUUAUUG